AUUUUUUUCUUCUUCUUCUUGUUUCAACUCUAUUAUCCACUUAUUUAGUGUCCUUUUGGAAAUUAACGGCCAAGACAUCUAAGCGGAAUUACAACGGACCAAAAAUAGCGCCAAAGCCGUGACAAUGGCGACCUUUUCCCUCGAGAACUCAUCCCGAGCUUUAUGAUUGUUUCUUCUCCAUCUCUUUCUUCCUUGCUUGAGGUCCCCUCCUACUUUUGCGCCGGUUUUAUAGACCCAACUUUGUAUAUUUUCACACUCACCCCCUUUUCAAUCAUCCCACUCCACUCCCUCUCAUCUCAAGUCUCAACCUUUCUAUUCUCAAAAUCUUUACCGUUUCUUGAUUCUUUCUUGUGCCCAAGACAGUAGCAGUGGAUGAUUCAGAGAUUUCUCCUUUGGUUUCUAGAAUUUCAGCUCCCAUGACUUCUUGAUCUGUAAAUUUCUUUGCAUAUCUAUUUUCUCUCUUAAAGGUGAUCUGAGCAGCUGCCUUACAAAGCAGUCUCCUGCCAAUUAGUGAGAUGGCGAAGGAGUAUGGUGGAUCCCCAAAGCUUCAACAGCUGGAAACAAGGAGAAAACAGCUGACUUGGAUUUUGGGAGUAAGUGGUCUUUGCAUUGUUUUCUAUAUUCUUGGAGCUUGGCAGAGUACAACCUCAAUCCCUGCUGGUCAAUCCGAAGUCUAUACGCGUGUUGGGUGUGACAAUGCGUCAUCAUCUGGAAAAGGAAACACCGAAAAUCCAGCAAUGGCACAACAGACAGCUCCACUUGAUUUUGAAAGCCAUCACCAGUUAGAGGUGAGCGAUGACGCCGAGGAGCAUAAAAACAUCCCACCUUGUAAUAUGUCAUACAGCGAGUACACCCCUUGCCAGCACCCACCCAGAGGUAGGUUGUUUCCUCGUGAAAUGUUGAAGUACAGGGAGAGGCAUUGCCCUACAAAGGAUGAGCUCCUCACCUGCCUCAUUCCUGCUCCACCAAACUACAAGAAGCCUUUCAAGUGGCCUCAAAGUAGGGACUAUGCCUGGUUUGCUAAUAUCCCCCACAAAGAGCUUAGUGUUGAGAAGGCUGUUCAGAACUGGGUCCAAGUUGAAGGUGACCGCCUCCGGUUUCCAGGUGGUGGCACCAUGUUUCCGCGUGGGGCUGAUGCUUACAUAGAUGAUAUUAGUGAGCUUAUUCCCCUUACAAGUGGAGCAAUUCGAACCGCAGUUGAUACUGGUUGUGGGGUUGCAAGUUGGGGUGCUUAUUUGUUGAAGCGAGACAUAGUGGCAAUGUCAUUUGCUCCAAGAGAUACACAUGAAGCGCAGGUAUGGUUUGCACUGGAGAGAGGAGUUCCAGCUAUGAUUGGGGUCAUGGGUUCUCAAAGACUUCCAUAUCCUGCAAGAGCUUUUGAUAUGGCUCACUGCUCACGCUGCUUGAUACCUUGGGCCGCGAGUGAUGGGCUGUAUUUAACUGAAGUUGACAGAGUGCUUAGGCCCGGAGGGUACUGGAUACUUUCGGGCCCUCCUAUCAACUGGAAGCAAUACUGGAGAGGGUGGGAGAGGACCAAAGAAGAUUUGAAGCAAGAGCAGGACUCCAUUGAGGAUGUCGCCAGACGAUUGUGCUGGAAAAAGGUCAUUGAAAAGGGUGAUCUUUCUGUCUGGCAAAAGCCCAUUAACCACCAUGCCUGUUCCCGGAGAAGAUCCAUGUCCAAUACACUGUCCAUUUGCCAGUCAAAUGAUGCUGAUGCAGCUUGGUACAAAGAUAUGGAAUCAUGUAUAACACCACUGCCCGAGGUAAGCAACGUGAAUGAGGUGGCAGGGGGUGCAUUAGAGAACUGGCCAGAGCGUGCAUUUGCUGUCCCACCCAGGAUUAGCAGUGGCUCAUUACAGGGGAUCACAGCUGACACAUUCAAAGAGGAUAAUGAAGUGUGGAAGCAAAGGGUUGCAUAUUAUAAGAAUAUUGCGAGUCCCUUACACCAAGGGCAGUACCGGAACGUAAUGGACAUGAAUGCUAAUUUAGGUGGGUUUGCAGCUGCAUUGUUGAAGUAUCCGGUGUGGGUAAUGAAUGUGGUCCCAGCUAACAUACAACCAGACACCUUGGGCGUAAUCUAUGAACGAGGCUUCAUUGGAACAUACCAAGAUUGGUGCGAAGCGUUCUCUACCUAUCCACGAACGUAUGAUCUCAUCCAUGCAGGCCAAGUCUUCAGCUUAUAUAAAGACAGGUGUGACAUUGUCAAUAUCCUCCUCGAGAUGGACAGGAUCCUAAGGCCAGAAGGGACUGUCAUAUUCAGAGAUGCAGUUGAAGUUUUGGUGAAGAUCAAAGGUGUAACAGAUAGAAUGAGAUGGGAAAGUCGGAUUGUAGAUCAUGAAACGGGACCAUUUAACCCGGAGAAGAUUCUUGUGUCUGUGAAAAGUUACUGGACGGGAAGCACUUAAAUAAGGCUGUUUUGUCCCCCUUGGCUUAAAGUAUAGGAUAUACUUCGUAUCUAAUACCUUCAACAUGUUUUUUCAUAAGUAAUAACAACACUCUUUUACUUGUGCAGGAAGAAGGUACAUAGAUUGUAGAGUAGUACUGGAACAUGGAAUCAACCCCCCCCCCCCCCCCUCCCUCCCUCCAACUUUCUAUUGAUAUACUUAUUCUUUAAUUAUAUCUUGAAAGGGUGAUGGCUGUAGAGCCAAGUGCCUUCAUUAAAUCAA
Molecule: messenger RNA, 2666 nt
Organism: Cuscuta epithymum
Lineage: Eukaryota; Viridiplantae; Streptophyta; Magnoliopsida; Solanales; Convolvulaceae
Source: the annotation of a GenBank genome assembly